AUUCCUCUUUCCAUUCAUUUUCAUCCGAAUCCCAUGGAAUCUUACCUGUUCUCUCUCGGGGGGCGCGUCUUCGACCUGAAGCUGCGUGCUUGUGCUUAGCUGGAUGAGGUUCGUCAAUCAUCUCUCUGCAGGUUUAAUUCGCAGUUUCGAGGGAAAACAUUCUGCUGAAAUUCAAGUAUACUUCAGAAGCUCCUCAACUUAUCAUACUUGCAGCAAGUUCUCUCAGUUAGAUGUGCUUUAGUGAUCAUAUCUCUGUCUUUGAGACCAAUAAGGUUAUAUUGUUAUCAAGUGUUUUAAUGGGAAGAUAUGAGUUAGGAAGAUUGCUAGGCCAAGGUACCUUUGCAAAAGUGUACUAUGCACGAAGCAUGGCAACUAAUCAGAGUGUGGCUGUCAAGGUAAUUGACAAAGAUAAGGUUAUAAAAUCUGGGCAAGCUGAACACAUCAAGCGUGAAAUAUCUAUUAUGAGGAAGGUUAGACAUCCCUAUAUCAUACAGCUUUUUGAGGUCAUGGCCACCAAGAGUAAGAUUUACUUUGUUAUAGAAUAUGCUAAAGGCGGUGAGCUCUUCACCAAGUUGGCUAAAAAAGGGAAGCUCAAAGAGGACGCUGCACAUAAAUAUUUCUGGCAGCUGAUCAAUGCAGUUGAUUUUUGUCACAGCAGAGGCGUGUACCACCGAGAUAUUAAACCAGAGAACCUUUUGUUGGAUGAGAAUGGGAAUCUGAAGGUUUCUGAUUUUGGGUUAAGUGCUCUGGCAGAAUCCAAGCGGGAAGAUGGCUUGUUGCAUACAACUUGUGGCACACCCGCUUACGUUGCUCCUGAAGUCAUCAAAAGGAAAGGGUAUGAUGGUGCCAAAGCUGAUAUUUGGUCUUGUGGGGUAGUGUUGUUUGUAUUAUUGGCAGGAUAUCUCCCUUUUCAUGAUCCAAAUUUGAUAGAGAUGUACAGGAAGAUUGGCAAAGCAGAAUUUGAAUGUCCUAAUUGGUUCUCCCCAGAAGCCCGCAAACUUUUAUGCAAGAUGUUAGAUCCAGAUCCUGAUACUAGGAUUUCCUUGGAAAAGAUUAAGGACUGUUCUUGGUUUAAGAAAGGACCAAAUUCUAAGCACAAAAAACCAGUAGUGGAAAAGAGGGCUGUCUCUUCAUCAGAUAAAAGUCCUUCUGAUCGAAGCAAUGAAGCAGAAGCAAAGCAGGAGACAGUUGUACCAAUCAGUAUAAAUGCAUUUGAUAUCAUAUCCCUUUCUGCUGGUUUUGAUCUUUCUGUAUUCUUUGAAGACAGUUUUAAGAAGAGAGAAGCUAGAUUUACUUCAAGACAGCCUGCACCGGCUAUCAUCUCUAAGCUGGAAGAGACUGCAAAGCGUCUGAAGAUGAAAAUAAAGAAGAAAGCCGCAGGUUUGUUAAAACUAGAGGGUCUCAAGGAAGGUAGAAAGGGUGUUUUGUCCAUUGAUGCAGAGAUCUUUGAGGUUACUCCGUAUUUCCAUCUGGUGGAAGUGAAAAAGUCUGAUGGAGAUACAUUGGAAUUUCAGAAAAUACUGAAAGAAGGUAUAAGGCCUGCCCUUCAGGAUAUUGUUUGGGUUUGGCAAGGUGAUGACCAAGAACAGCAAUCAGAACAACAACUGCAGAGACAUGACCAGCAGCCACAGCAAUCAUAGCAAUAAUACGUUCUAUUUUUUGGAGUUCAUGAUAUGUCCAUUUUCCACCAUGUUGCUUGUUCAUAUUGUGCAAUUGUUCGUGGUAUCUUCGCUCGUCUUGUAAGUACUGGGUGCUGUAUUUUUUUUUUUAAAUUAUAUCUAUAUAUCUAUAUAUAUAUAUAUAUAUA
Messenger RNA from Prosopis cineraria, 1807 nucleotides. Its product is annotated as CBL-interacting serine/threonine-protein kinase 10-like. Bases 231 to 1640 code for a protein of 469 amino acids. Gene Ontology annotation, molecular function: ATP binding; protein kinase activity. Gene Ontology annotation, biological process: signal transduction; protein phosphorylation. The transcript has 3 exons. NCBI's taxonomy places the organism in Eukaryota, Viridiplantae, Streptophyta, Magnoliopsida, Fabales, Fabaceae. The record is from RefSeq and is a predicted model, not a curated record.